GCCAUGAGGACCCUGUGGAUGGUGCUGUGCGCGUUGGCCCGACUGUGGCCUGGGGCCCUGGCUGGCUGCGCAGAGGCCGGGCGCUGCUGCCCUGGCCGGGACCCAGCCUGCUUCGCCCGCGGCUGGAGGCUGGACAGGGUCUAUGGAACGUGCUUCUGCGACCAAGCCUGCCGUCUCACCGGGGACUGCUGCUUCGACUACGACCGGGCGUGUCCAGCUCGCCCGUGCUUCGUGGGAGAAUGGAGUCCCUGGAGUGGCUGUGCCGGUCAAUGCCAGCCCACCACGCGUGUGCGCAGGCGUACAGUGCAACAGCAGCCGCUGAACGGAGGAGCACCCUGCCCACCCCUGGAAGAGCGAGCCGGCUGCCUGGAGUACACCUCAUCGCAGGGCCGGGACUGCGGGCAUUCCUUUGUUCCUGCCUUUAUAACCAGCUCUGCAUUCAACAAGAAGAGAACAAUACAAGCUGCAUCUCCACAGUGGUCUACACAAACUGAGGAUGCUGGAUACUGUAUGGAGUUCAAGACAGAAUCCCUGACUCUGCACUGUGCCCUGGACAACCGUCCACUGUCUCGAUGGAUGCAGUAUCUCCGAGAGGGAUACACAGUGUGUGUGGACUGUCAGCCUCCAGCUAUGAAUGCUGUGAGCCUGCGCUGUUCCGGAGAUGGCCUGGAUUCCGACGGAAACCAGACUCUUCGCUGGCAAGCCAUUGGCAAUCCUCGAUGCCAAGGGACCUGGAAGAAAGUGCGGCGGGUGGACCAGUGCUCCUGUCCGGAAGUGCACCGCUUCAUUUUCAUAUAG
Messenger RNA from Arvicola amphibius (Eurasian water vole), 798 nucleotides. RefSeq names its product somatomedin B and thrombospondin type 1 domain containing (gene Sbspon). The coding region runs from base 4 to 798 and encodes 264 amino acids. The transcript has 5 exons. The record is from RefSeq and is a predicted model, not a curated record. NCBI's taxonomy places the organism in Eukaryota, Metazoa, Chordata, Mammalia, Rodentia, Cricetidae.